This is a messenger RNA of Ostrea edulis (European flat oyster), 2515 nucleotides long. RefSeq lists its product as uncharacterized. NCBI's taxonomy places the organism in Eukaryota, Metazoa, Mollusca, Bivalvia, Ostreida, Ostreidae. The transcript is spliced from 5 exons. Bases 959 to 1789 code for a protein of 276 amino acids. The record is from RefSeq and is a predicted model, not a curated record.
UCUCUCUCUCUCUCUCUCUCUCUCUCUCUCAAUAUUUUUGUUCAUUUAGAUGUUUUCACAAAUGCACCGAAAUAUUGUUAUAUACAACAUAAAAACGAACGAAAUCUAUGAAAUUUACACGAAUUCACGACCGAUAUAUUAUUAUCGUUACAAUAGCAGUGUGACACUUCGCUCGAUCCACCCUGCAAAUUUUGGGGGGAGAUUUCUCACAUAUUUUAAAGAAUCCGAUUUUACUUUCGUUUUCAAUGACCCAUCACAUUGAAUGAGUGGUGUAACACGGUCAUCCAAACUCGCUUUUAUUAAAACCAGGCCAAUGAGUGAAUGAAAUUUGCACGGUCGAAGUGACACGCAGUGAUCAGAGCGAUAGUACAUGUAAUAAUCCAAAAUCGUUUAUUUUGAAACAUUUAUUGUUUUUACAGCAACGCUUUUGUGACAAAUCGAAUGACCAUAUUUUAAUUUCAUAAACUGAAAUAAAUCCCCAGAUUUAACAGUUUUGGUAUUUGAUCUACGGUGCGCAGGUAUUUAGAAAUUACAAAUAUGUGAACAAAUGAAGAUAACGAACAGUGAUCAUUGUCCUAUAAAUCCCUUAAAUAAUACAAAAUGAGAAGGAAGGCAAACAUUUGAUGUAUAUACACUUCACAUAUAUCUACUGCACAGGUAGUCAUACAUACCUGCUAUGUAAUGCAUUACGUGUCUUAUCAAUAUUUACACCCUAUAUGAUUUUUAAAAGAACGGGAAUAUGUACACCGUAGUUGGCCGGGUAUAUCGAUUAACUGUUAAGUCGAUUAAAUACCAUGUAUUUUGAUUUUUGUAGAAUCAUUUAUCUACAACGGAAUAACCAGAUUUUGCUUUCGUUUUCAGUAUUCCUUCAAAUUGGAAUAUCGCUCUAUCAAAACGUAAAACGGGGUGUACAGAAGUAAUAUCUAAGAACGUACCAACUUUUACUUAACCUUAGGACAUGAAGAGUAUAUUGAAGAGGAUAUUUUUACUUCUUUCACUUCUAGGUAUUUGGACUCCUCUUAUAAAUACUGAUGAAUUUGAAAAAGGCUGGUGUCAUGAACAGCAAAGGGAAUUAGAAAUUGAGACCAGAUGUGAAAUAAAGGAACUUUAUAUCAGCAUCACUUCCGACCCUACACAAUCAGGCAGCGACUAUCUCAUCCAAUGUGUUCAAACUAAAUGUGGUAACGGUACCUAUGACAAAGCGACCCAAAUUCUGACAUUUACUAUGACAUUUAAUCAUACAAUACACUCUGGGAAGUAUCUGUUGGUAAAAAUAAUAUGCUCCAAUGGAACAGAGAAGAAUGAACCCUAUCUACUCAAACCGUGUGGAUUUACAGCGCACGCCGUCCACAAUGAUACUCACAUCAAGGUGUCCUGUGAACACGACUCCUUUAACUACUCCAGCACGGGAAUGACUAUAAAGGAGAAGAAUAACAAGGGGGAGGACAACAUUUAUGCUACAUGCCUGAUGCUCAGAACUAUACUCACCGUCCGGUGCACACAUGGCGCUACAGCUCUGUCAAGCGGUGUGGAAUACACAUUGCCGUACACAUCAGGUAUGGUUCUUAUGUGCGAAUUAGACAGACAAGUGAUUAACGUUACAGUGGAACAACAAACGUCAACAGGUGCGUCAACGUCAACAGGAAGCACUGAGAUAACGGGCAUGUCAACUUCACCGACAAUAGGCAGGACUGGAGAAGCAGCGGAUACGAGCUGUGGCAAUACAAAUCAAAUUUGCGUUCUUAUCCACAUCGUCAGCAUUACCCUUUAUGACAUCGUCAAGAUUUGAUACGACGAUGAUGCUAACAUCAUCAUAUGGAUCACUGUCACACCCACAGACAUAGAGCCAUGAAUGACCGAUGGGCUCCAGAAUGCCGCCGUGACGUCAUGGCGAGGAUACAUUUGAAGAGACCACUGAUGGAAAUGACAGAGCGAAGAAGUAUAUCUUAAUUCCGGUGCACCGACCUCUGAUUGGGUUCUUCGCUGAAUUCAUAUCAUACUAUCAACGUUGUAAUACGUAAACAGUUUCAUUUUGAAUUUAUAUCAAAUUCUGCAAUAUUUUAAGGUAUCGUAAUUUGCAGUAGUUAAUGUCUCUGAAUAUUGUAGUGUAUUGAGAGUUUCGUAACUUGCAGUAGUUAAUUUUUCUAACUAUUGUAGUGUUUCGAUAGUUUCGUAAUUUGCAGUAGUUAAUUUCUCUAAAUAUUGUAGUGGAUUGAUAGUUUCGAGUUCUAUACAACACGUGGGAUUUCCGAAUCAAACUGAAAUUAAAGAGGUACUCUACAUUGUGAUAAUGACUGACUUUCUUUUAAAACAUGGAUGAAAAUAUAAAUAUCUGCAAUAGUUGUCUAUUACGUUAAAGCAUUAUCGCCUAGCUGAAUAGCUCAGUAGGUUAGCACGUUGACUGCUGAACUGUAGAUCGCGAGUUCAAGUCUAGCAGGAGUUUUAUUUUUUUUUCAGAUUGUUUACUACUAAAACUGCAUUUUUGACUAAAUAAAGUAAUUUUGAAAAUUUGAAA